AUGAUGGGAAGCACAUGUCCUAAUGUUGAUAUUGUGAUGAUACAUUUGAAUGGUGUGAACCUUUUGGUGGGACUCCUAUGGAAAAAGAUGAACCAAAUAGUGAAAAAAGCAGAUGAAGACAGUCAAGCUAGUAAAGACAGUGAUGAUAGUGAAGACAAUGAAGAUAGUGAAGACAGUCAAGAUAGCGAUUACAUUGUUGAUGAAGAUAAUUUGUUAAAUGAUCCAGAGGUUGAUAUGAAGAAAUUUCACCUUAACAUUGACAAAGAGGUGGAGUGGGUUAGAAGUUUUCCUGAUGAUCGAGAUGAAGCAGUAGAAGGUGAUGAAGAAUUAGAGGUUAUAGACAUUGAAGAAUUAGUAUCUGCAUCUUCAUCAGAUGAGGGUGAAGCUAGUGAAAAAUGGAAGAAGAUAAGAGAUUUACAAAGAGCACAUAAGAAUGAAGCAGCUGCUGUCAAAGAUCCAUUUUACAUCCACCAGACUUUUAGCACAGCCAAGGAAGUUAAACAAAAAAUUUAUCUUCAUUCCAUACAGAGUAGAAGGGAGUUAGACUUCGUCAAGAAUGAUAAAAACAGGAUUAUAGUGGUUUAUAAAGGGAUAAUACCAAACCUUGAGAUAUUAGAAACAUGA
Molecule: messenger RNA, 624 nt
Organism: Lactuca saligna
Lineage: Eukaryota; Viridiplantae; Streptophyta; Magnoliopsida; Asterales; Asteraceae
Source: the annotation of a GenBank genome assembly